Messenger RNA from Schistosoma guineensis, 2420 nucleotides. NCBI's taxonomy places the organism in Eukaryota, Metazoa, Platyhelminthes, Trematoda, Strigeidida, Schistosomatidae. The record is from the annotation of a GenBank genome assembly.
GUUUCGGGACAAAAGAAUAGCUAAACACUGUGGAUAUAUAAAUCACGAAAUUAAAUCUACUAUGUACAUAUGAAAUACAAUGAAUGUGUAAAGUUAUUUGUCGGCUAGCUGAAAAUCAGAUGAGGGUAAAAUUGCAGAUCAUCAAUAUUUAGCAUAUUAACUCGUAAUUUCCAGUACUGUCCAACAAAUACUCUGGUAGUCUCAAAUAGACCAGCGCUGAAAUUAGGAAUAACACAGUGGACACACUUGAUGUAUUAUAUUUUGCUGAUAUAUGUGCUGGUCCUGGAGGUUUCUCAGAAUAUACUUUAUGGCGACGAUGUAAUGCUCCAUAUCAUAUUCACUCAUCAAAUGAAUCGAAACGGCUUAACAAUACACUCAGUCCUAAUCAUCAUUCCAAUAUGAAUGAUAAACUACUAGAUGAUACUACUGAAUCUGUCGAUCAUAACAGUUCUACUAAUAAUACUAGUACUGCUUCAGAGAAGCAACAACCAUUACUGUCUGCUAAAGGAUUUGGUUUAACAUUAACCGGUCAUUGUGAUUUUCGUGAAAAUGAUUUCUUGGCUGGUCCAAAAGAAGCUUUUAUGGCACAUUAUGGACCAGGACGUGAUGGGGAUGUUACAAAAUGGUCGAAUUUAGCUUCAUUCGCAUCAUUUAUUGGUCGUAGUACAAAUAAUGCUGGUGUGCAUAUUCUAAUGGCAGAUGGAGGUUUCGAUGUAUCUAGUCAGUAUAAUCUUCAAGAGGUUAUGUCUAAACAAUUGUACUUAUGUCAGUGUUUAUGUGCAUUAAUCAACCUUAGACCAGGUGGACAUUUUUUAACAAAAUUAUUUGAUACAUUUACUGAAUUCACAAUUGGCAUAAUUUAUUUGAUGGGUUAUUUAUUUGAAGAGAUUUUCAUUGUAAAACCUGUAACUAGUCGACCAGCUAAUUCAGAACGUUAUUUAGUAUGCAAAAAUUUACGAUCAUCUUUAAACACAAUGGCUGGUUGUGUACCUGCUCCCAAAUCAUCAUCAUCCAUGACAAGUCAUUCGGAUUCCACUGAUCAAAAGUCAAGUUUCCGACAGAAGACACGUAAAUUUCCAGGUCAACAACAACAAACAACCACCACAAAUGGUAUUGUUGUUGAUGAUGUGGAAGCCAGUAAAAAGUUUGGCAUUCUAACCGAUAUGAAACAAUCUGGUUCACUUGGUCUAGUGAUCAAUCAUUUUUUACAAGUUAAUGAAAAGUUAAAUCAAAUUAAAACAAACCAAUCAGUGUCGUCACCAUCAUCAUCAAUCAAUCCAAAAUUGGAUUUAUUAAAAAUAUGUCACACUGAAAUAAUUGAACAAGAUGAAAAAUUUAUGCAAUUUAUUCAGGGGAUGAAUGAAGAUUUUGCUAAACAUCAAUGUAUCGCUUUGUCAAAACUGUUAGCAUUCUCUCAAGAUCACAGUCUUGUUGAAAAAAGACAAGAUGAAUUGUAUAGAACAUGUUUAGAAAAAUGGAAGAUUCCGUUAACAGAACGUCGGUCUGUCCCUUGGCCUUUAUUAUCCGCUAAUCGUUCACCAAUUAUUCGUCGUUUAUUAGGUGAUAGCGAAAAUUUGACAUCACUCAAUACGUUACCAUCAGAAUAUCGUACAAAUAUACGUCUUACACCAUUCACUAAUGCAAAUUUAAAUAAUUUAGAUAUUUUAUAUCAUAGUCGAAUUGCUUUAGUAUGCGGUAAUCCGUCGAUUACAUCAACUUCUGAACCAGCUCAAGCAAUGUUCAUUUAUUCACAUGGAUCUGCAGUUGCGGAUACUUAUUGCACUGUUGAUGGAGAUCAAUGGAAUAGAUUAGAUCAAGUGAUACCUAGACUAAACCCACGACUUCCACCUAGUACCUUAAUUUGGGGCCAACCAUUUUAUGAAUAUGCUGUGAAGAAUGGUUUACGAAAACACGGUUUAUUUAUAUAUGAUGUUGUGUGUAUCUACGGUCGAGAUUGUCGUAAAUUACCAUACAGGAAAAGAAUGGAAUUAGCUGAACAAAUGACAAAUGUAAUUAAUUUUCCAGAUAUGACUUCAUCCAAUGUUCGUGUACCACCAUUUCUAAAAUUGUCAGAAAUAGUUGAUUAUGUGAAAAAACUACCUCUUCUACCGUGUAAGGAUUCACCAACACUUGUACCAAUGCAUUGUUUACCCGAUGGUUUUACAUUUCAACCACAUUCUUUGUUAUUAGUACAACAUAUGACAGAUAAUUGGACUGAAGAGAUUAGUAGGAGUACUGGAAAGGUGUAUUACUUUAAUCGAGUGAAAUCUGAAUCCACCUUCGAUUUACCAGAAAGUGAACACUUGUCAUUCACCGAUACACUAUACACAAAACUACCUUGGAUAACAGAACAAAAAUAUUAUCCAAGUGUUACUACUUUAGUACAAUAUUUAGAAAAAAUGUCAGAUCCUUAUUCAUAG